Messenger RNA from Parnassius mnemosyne (clouded apollo), 1278 nucleotides. The record is from the annotation of a GenBank genome assembly. NCBI's taxonomy places the organism in Eukaryota, Metazoa, Arthropoda, Insecta, Lepidoptera, Papilionidae.
AUGCAGUCCGUGGUUACAUAUGAAAAGCCUUUGCCGCAUUUAAGUUUACCAGAUUGGGAUGCUCGAUUAUACGGACUACAGGUAACAGCUGAUACCAGGAGAGCAGAUGCAUUUGAUCUGCGUCAUAGCGCACGACAACUCCGUAAUGAAACAAGAAUCAAGACCGAAUGGGACAGUUACCACAACAAUAAUCGUCUGAGAGCCAGAGUGUAUGAGAUCGAACAAUGGAAGUCAACGCUCCAAGAACUUUUGAAUCGUCUGGAUAGAGAAAUGAAUGCCUUGAAGGAAGAAAAGGCGUCUACUGAGCGGGAAUUAGAACAGCUUAACCUACCUCUAUUAGUAUGCUCCGAGUGCCUAUCAAAUCGAGAUGGUAGAAGAAGCUCAGAAUUAACAUAUGAUCUUGCCGAUACGGAGUUGAAAAAGGAACUGUGUGUUACUGAAAGCAACAAAAAGUUGUUGAUUGACCGCUGCCAAUCCGCGUGGGAAAAGAUCAAUAGACUUGAAGUGGUAAAAUUUAAACUACAGCUUGAUCUAAACGAUAAGAAUGAAGCUUUACAAAUCGACAAGGAUAUGCUCAAUCUAGACAAAGACUGCGCCAAUAUCACCUAUAAAACAGACCCUUUAAAAACCCCCAAAAGAAUGAUAACGUAUGAACAAUGGCUAGAGAAGUGCGAAGCGACAAAGAAAAUGGCUGAAGACGAGCUGCAGGACACUCUGCGUCUUCGUGAAUCGCUAUUUGUGGCCCGGGAACGUGCGAGAAACACAUUGCGUGCCCAAACUGACGUCACCAACUACAUGAUGCGUAAACGUAUAUACGACACCCAGCGGGCUAGGAACGAAUUGCAGUGGCAGAAAAUGAAGAUGGAAGAGAAUAUGGAUAAACUUACCGCCGAAUUGAAGAUAAUGGGUGAGCAGUUUGCUGAUAAAGUGAACGCUUUAAAAGUAGCAGAAACGCGUUUGGAAACACGCGGAUACAGACCAGGUAUUGAACUGGCUUCGGACGAAGCGGAUCUUGGUUUGAAAGAAGAAGUUCACAACCUUAAAGAGUCGAUUCGUCAACUACAAGAAAAACUGGACUGUGCUAAAGCAACGUACAAUGCGUUAGAAGCAGCCUCUAUAAAGAUUGCUUUAGAUUUAAAUGACAAGGAGCAUUCUCUGGAAACAGACACUAGAGCUCUAGAAAUGAGGGCUGCCUUAGAGCCAAAGCGACUUCAAGGCCUCGAGAGAAAUUUGGUCCUGGCGCGUAUAACAGACGAAGUACCGAAAAUGGAAAUGUAA